CUCGUGAUACAGGCACAGCAGCCGCCUGCCUGCCUGCAUUGCUGCCGCCGACGAACACGAGUUGCGGUUGUGGUUACGUUCUGUACGGCUAACCGCGGAAACCGACGGACGGCGAUAAGCGACGAGUUGUGAAUAUCCUUAUCAGAUUAUGUCAUUUAUAUCAAAACAGUUAUAAUAAUAAUAUUAAUAUUAAAAUAUACUACGAAAAGUACAAAAAGUACAUAAAAAAAAGUAGAUUUGUAGAUGCAGUGCCGUGGUGGUUGUGAAUACUCCGAUUACUGAUUGAUCUCUCUCGCGGAACGUCGACAUUUCCAAUUUAAAUAGUUGAUAGACCAUAGAAAAAAUAUGGAGGCUGACAAAAUUUCAAUUUUAGAAAAAUUGGUUUCUGCUUUAGAACUAAAAGUAUACGGUACAAACAAAGAUAUACCAACUUCUCUGCCAAAUGGUAACCUUCUUGAAGAAGUUAAACAAGUUGAUAAUAACAUUGGUAAUGCGUGUAUUGGUCACCCAUAUGCUACUGCAUUACUCAGUCAUGUAAAACUUUUGGACAAGUUGAUGGAUCCUUUUUAUGAAGACUAUCAAACUGAAUUAUCUAAAAGAGAAGUUAUACUUUCUGCUGAAUCUGAAAUAGUUAAAUAUGCUCAACAACUUCAACAGCUUAAUGAAAAAUGGCCUGCUCUAAAUGAUAAGUAUUACAGUGAAAUAGACAAACAUACUGAAGAAAUUGAAAAAUUGGUUGAGAAUGAACAAAAACAACAUGAAUUAAUUAAAGAACAAACCGAGCAUAUAAAUACAUUAUUAUUCAGGUACGAACAGGUUAUGUUAAAAUUUUCAGUGGCGUUCGAUACAUUAGAGAAAGAAAUUACAGUAUUAGAGUAUAAAACUUCAAAAAAACCAGAAGAAGAUAAUGAGGAUGAUAAAUAAUUCAAAUACUAAUAUAUAUUGUUUACAUUAAAAUUAUGAUUAUUUAUCACCAGUAACAUAUUUGUAUAUAUUAUAACUUGUUAAUAAUAAACCUAAAGCAUUCUUAAAAUAAAUAAAAAUAAUGUAUUAAAAUA
Molecule: messenger RNA, 1058 nt
Organism: Rhopalosiphum padi (bird cherry-oat aphid)
Lineage: Eukaryota; Metazoa; Arthropoda; Insecta; Hemiptera; Aphididae
Exons: 4
Coding region: 346-924 (192 amino acids)
Biological process (GO): cytoskeleton-dependent cytokinesis
Cellular component (GO): dynactin complex
Source: RefSeq, a predicted model, not a curated record